CCCUUGCUUUGACCGCGGACUUUUAUGACUCAAUCUAUUGUUCUCUGGGUACAAGCAUGCAUCGUGCAUUUAAGCUGUGGACGCUUCCACAGAAGCCACAGUACGCGAACAAAUUUAAAGCACGACAGUUCCUCCUCGUCGUUUAUUUCAAGCAGAUCCCCAACUUGACACAGUACCACAUCUUUUCAUCACAGUACCCGCGGUUAAAAGACUACACCGCGUAAAAUGAACGAAGGAAUCCUUCCUCAUGGUGCCCACUCAUCCAACAACCUAACCCCAGCUCCAAGUCAAGGAGAACUUUUCAUGGAUGAAACCACACUCGGCAAGCUAUCUCGUGCACAACUACAGAAGGUAGCUAAGGCUCGUGGAGUAAAAGCGAACAUGAAGAGCGCGGUAAUCAUUAGAGAGUUAGUCAGACUCAGCAAGGUUGUUCCCCUGCUUCAGGAUGAAGAGAGCCAAGAGCCACCGAGGAAGAAAUCAAGAACGAUGGAGGAGGGGUGUCCAGCUGCCGGUCCUUCAACGCGAACCAUAGAUUUACCUAUAGAUGCAAGUUUUGAUCCUCCCAUUAUCAAGGAAGAUCACCCUACACCCAUCCUGAUUCUGGCGGAAGAAAACAAGACGCCUACAAAAGCAACUGGACACACUGGUGUCAUCUCUACCGACAAUCUAACGAGAAAAUCGCCAAGUCUUUCCCCGUUAGUGGCAAGUCCCAAUGAGCACCCAGCUACGGAUGAUGGCUCCAGUGAUUCGGAUGGUUCCUACCUAUCCUACGCAAGUCCCAGUCGACAGCGAUCCCCUGUCAGCUCGCGUGCAGGAACACCUCCUCCCGAAGAACCACAACUGCUCAGCCGGGCUGUGGACAUCAUGAAACAGAUCACGGCCGACGAUCAACGCAUUCUCGUCCAGGCCGCCGCUCUCCGCCAGAGAGCGGCGGGGCUGAAAGAGCAGGCGAGGAAAGUGCGGGACGUCUUGCGUAUCGAGCAGGGACGUCGUGUGAGAUUGGAGGCCUACUUCACGUACUGGAGAGAGAUCACACCUGAAUGGCCAAAAGAUUGGAUCUACGAAGAAGGCGAGGAGGAUCUGAUCCGGACAGAGCGAGUGCUGAGGACUAUGACACCAUCGCUACCAUCGACAGGCCCGACAGGUCCACCUACUUUGUCUUUUGACGGACGGGACGCACUGAACUCUCAUAGGGAGUUGAGACGCCGUCAACUUCAGCCACGACAUAUAGGUCAUGAGGAGAAGAACGGGGCGGCUGCCCCUCCUGCAGAAGUCGAGCAAGCAGAUAAACAUGCCAAUCACCUGCCUUCUCCACAGUUUACAACCAAAGGAAGACCGGCAAAACGAAAACAGUGUACUUGAAUCGUUGACGAUUAUGUUACUUUACCCUCAGUCAUGGUAUAUCCUGUUAUAAUGCGUAUCACUCACAAGUUCGUGUAAUUGUUAUACCUCGCCAAUUAAAAUCAAUGAUGACGCCUGCCUGUCCAUCUGUC
Messenger RNA from Suillus fuscotomentosus, 1493 nucleotides. RefSeq lists its product as uncharacterized. The coding region runs from base 226 to 1362 and encodes 378 amino acids. NCBI's taxonomy places the organism in Eukaryota, Fungi, Basidiomycota, Agaricomycetes, Boletales, Suillaceae. The record is from RefSeq and is a predicted model, not a curated record. The transcript has 6 exons.